Molecule: messenger RNA, 1132 nt
Organism: Chelmon rostratus (copperband butterflyfish)
Lineage: Eukaryota; Metazoa; Chordata; Actinopteri; Chaetodontiformes; Chaetodontidae
Gene: polr2f
Product: RNA polymerase II, I and III subunit F
Exons: 5
Coding region: 118-501 (127 amino acids)
Biological process (GO): DNA-templated transcription
Cellular component (GO): RNA polymerase I complex; RNA polymerase II, core complex; RNA polymerase III complex
Molecular function (GO): DNA-directed RNA polymerase activity; DNA binding
Source: RefSeq, a predicted model, not a curated record
CACCAAGCCACCGGAAGUGGGAAGUUUUGGACGUUCAUGUGGGCUCGUAUUGACAACAAAAAGUGUUUCUGAAAAUUCACAAAACAAAGGACACAUAUACGAGCUUCAAAAUAAAAUAUGUCCGACAACGAAGAUAACUUCGACGACGGAGAUUUUGAUGAUGCCGAGGAGGAUGAGGGAUUAGAUGACCUGGAAAACGCUGAAGAUGAGGACCAGGAGAACGUGCAGAUCCUGCCCGCAGGAGAGGGGCAGCAGGCAAACCAGAAGAGGAUCACAACACCAUACAUGACGAAAUACGAGAGGGCCAGGGUGCUUGGGACACGAGCUCUCCAGAUUGCGAUGUGUGCUCCAGUCAUGGUGGAGCUGGAGGGAGAAACAGACCCCUUGCAAAUAGCGAUGAAAGAACUUAAGAGCAGAAAGAUCCCCAUCAUCAUCCGCAGGUACCUUCCUGAUGGGAGUUAUGAGGACUGGGGCUGUGAUGAGCUCAUCAUAACCGAUUAAACAGAUUAUCCAGUCUGUACUGACAAAAUAAUAUGUGCUGGUUCACCCCCACCAUCGCCUCAGGUCAGUCAGCUACACAAACCCAGAAGAGUCCUGUUUCGGAUGCAGUUAAAACCAACCUUUUAAUGCCUCAAUUUGAUCCACGAACAUCCAUCACGUCAGGUGACUCUGUGUGAGCUGGUGAAACAUGAAUGCAUGAAAUAUAAUGAACAGACGCUAGAAAACUCAUCAAAAUCAACAGAGUGUGUUGGUGGUUACAUUCUCAGUCUCACUAUGUCGUUGCGUUAUCCACGAACAUCCAUCACGUCAGGUGAUUCUGUGUGAGUCGGUGAAACAUGAAUACAUGAAAUAUAAUGAUUAGAUGCUAGAAAACUCAUUAAAAUCAACAGACUGUAUUUGUGGUUACAUUCUCAGUCUCACUAUGUUCUUGCGUUAAAGAAUCUAAAGUACUUUUUAUUUUUAAAGCUGCAUUAAAGCUUAGAGCCACAAGGGGGAAACAUAACUUAAGUCAAACAUUUUCUUUGUUUUACAAAAUAAUCCUGUAUUGUAAUGAUUCCAUGCUUGUUUUUGAAGGAGAGAGGUGAUUUGUGUGAAAGAACUGUUUUAUUGUUAUUAAUAAACUCUUUUGUAU